This is a messenger RNA of Trichophyton benhamiae CBS 112371, 768 nucleotides long. RefSeq lists its product as uncharacterized. Gene Ontology annotation, biological process: protein dephosphorylation. Gene Ontology annotation, cellular component: cytoplasm. The record is from RefSeq and is a predicted model, not a curated record. The transcript has a single exon. NCBI's taxonomy places the organism in Eukaryota, Fungi, Ascomycota, Eurotiomycetes, Onygenales, Arthrodermataceae. Gene Ontology annotation, molecular function: protein tyrosine/serine/threonine phosphatase activity. Bases 1 to 768 code for a protein of 255 amino acids.
AUGGUACAAUACGAUGUCCGUCCACCUUCUGAGGUUGAUCAUGCUCUAUAUAUCGCAGAUGUCCUCAAUACGUACCAGGAACCUGUGCUACGAGACAAUCAUAUAUCCGCUGUGGUCUCUCUAGUUGGAAACGGAUGCUCACUGUGGCAGCAACAAAAGUUCAAACGACAUGUCAAGCAUCAUCUCUGGAUACGGUGCGACGACACAGAGACCCAAGAUCUCAUCAAACACAUGAAUAUCUUCUGCGAUUUCCUUGAUGAAGUGUACGCUACUCCGAGAAAUUCAACAGCAAGCCCCGUGUGCAGUGAAUAUAAAGGCUAUUUUGCUUCCAACUGGCUACCGGCUUUUGCUGCAGAUGGGUUCCACAGCACCGAUGUAAACCUUCAGCUAGUACAUCGCAAGUUCGAAAGAACGGGAGGGCAUGAAGACACCCAAGCGGCCCCUGAGACCAAUGUCAUACUUGUGCAUUGUGAGCGAGGAAUAUCUCGCUCUCCUACCAUGGUAACUGCCUAUCUGAUGCGGAAAUAUGGGAAAAGCCGUGAUGCUGUGCUAGCGGAUGUGAAAGAAAAGCGGAAGAUCCGGCCCAACCCAGGGUUCAUGGAUCAACUGGAAGUAUGGGAGCAGGUCCAAUACCAGCCAUGGGAGGACAAGGAGAAGACAAUUCCUAAAGCUCCUUACAAGGCGUAUCUAGAGAGAAGAGCAGUGCUGCUGAAGGAGAAGGGUCUCACCGGGGACGAGCUGCCAGGGAUGCAGACCUUGGAUUUUUAA